AGGAGGGAGCAGGGGGCUGAGCUGAUCCCACGUGUGACGCCGUCCUUCCCGGCUCAGUAAUAUUCUCAUAGCGGGGCUUUGCAUAUCUCCUGCCUGGCUGUCUCUCACCCUCUCCGUAGUCCCAGCCGAUAGUUUUGGAAUAGCUAUGGAAGGAGACGGGAGUCAAGCCACAUCCGGAAACGACUCUCACCAUGACCCGGGUAAAAUGUUUAUCGGUGGCCUCAGCUGGCAAACCUCACCAGACAGCCUUCGGGACUAUUUUAGCAAAUUUGGAGAGAUAAGAGAAUGCAUGGUGAUGAGAGACCCCACGACUAAACGCUCAAGAGGAUUUGGGUUUGUCACAUUUACAGACGCCGCCAGCGUAGAUAAAGUCUUAGCUCAACAACACCACGAAUUAGACUCCAAGACGAUUGAUCCUAAGGUUGCCUUUCCACGUCGCGCCCAGCCUAAGAUGGUCACGAGAACAAAGAAAAUCUUUGUGGGAGGUCUUUCAGCCAAUACAGUAGUGGAGGACGUCAAGCAGUAUUUUGAACAGUUUGGGAAGGUGGAUGAUGCCAUGCUCAUGUUUGAUAAGACGACCAACAGACACAGAGGAUUUGGUUUCAUAACUUUUGAGAGUGAAGACAUCGUAGAGAAAGUCUGUGACAUUCAUUUUCAUGAAAUCAAUAAUAAAAUGGUAGAAUGUAAGAAGGCCCAGCCCAAGGAGGUGAUGUUCCCGCCAGGAACACGAGGACGAGCUAGGGGUCUGCCCUACACCAUGGAUGCCUUCAUGCUGGGAAUGGGCAUGCUGAGUUACCCCAACAUUGUGGCAACGUACGGCCGUGGAUACACUGGAUUCGCACCCAGCUACAGCUACCAGUUCCCUGGCUUCCCAGCGACAGCGUAUGGACCGGUGGCGGCGGCGGCAGUAGCAGCAGCGCGUGGCUCAGGUAGGGGGGCCCGUGGAAGAGGCGGCUACUUGGCGUACCCACAGAGCACAGGGCCAGGCCUCCCCGAUUAUGGGUUUUACUCUGCGCCCAGUGACCAGAGGGGGGGCCCCUGCUCCUUUGCUGACUAUGGCUCCCUGGGGCCCCAGGCGGCUCAGAUGCUGCACAGUGAGCAUGCCACCUCCGCCUGCAACUCCCCCCUCCAGCACCUACACAGCCCGGAUCAGUUUAAGAACCCAGGCGCCAACCCGUCGAGGCCCGCAGCUUUCCACGGCGCCAACAGCCCGGGGCCUGUGGCAGAUCUGUAUGGGCCCAACAGCCAGGAUUCAGCUGUGGGGAACUACAUCAGCGCCGCUAGCCCUCAGCCUGGUUCCGGGUUCGGCCCCAGCAUCACCGGCCCCUUGAUUGCCACAGCUUUUACAAACGGAUACCAUUGAGCAGGUGGCCCGCUUGCCAUCUCAUCAGAGGUGGCGCUACUGAGGCACGGCGGACAGGCUCAAAGAAAGAAAGUGGGAACCACAUGAAGAAGAAAAGAAAGGCAAUCUGGGAAAAAGAACAACUGCUGUACAAUAUUCCAAACCUCCUAUAACGUCGGCGCCUGCUUGGGUUUCCUGUUUGCGUCUUGCUUUUAGUUCCACAUGACGUUUGUGUCACUUGAACAUUUUCAUCUUCUUUUCCUCUGCUGUUGAAAGUGCAGGCGACAUAGCAAAGAAAACCUGCUCGUAAUGUCUUGUCUUGUUAGCUUGAAGGAGAAAAUCUGAUUUUAAAAAAAGAGCCGCUGUGCAAGAUUUGUAGAUUUAAAAACAACAAAAAAAAAAUCAGUCACUUUUAGGGAAAAUCGGAUAGGAGGGUAUCAAAGUAAUAAAUCUUAGUAGUGCGUUUAUUUCUUGUGACGUCUCAUCAUUAACCAUGAUGACCUAUUUUUGGGCAAUACAAAGAGGACUCCAAUAUUUUUAUGGUCCUUUUUUAUAAGUGUUGUUUUUUGGGUUGUUUAGAAAUAUAUAAAUAUAAAUAUAUAUAUAUAUAUAUAUAUACAUAUAUAUAUAUAUGCUAUAACAAAUUUCAUAUAAUGACAUUGUGAAUUGAAACUUGAGAAAAAGAAAUGUAGCUGUACAUAUUAUUCCCGUCAUUGCAUAUAACCAACUCAGUGAGAGAAUAGCAUAUUUUUGUGAUGGUGUGUUCAAGAACAUGUUAUAGCGUGUGAAUAGAAGACAGUUGAUGACUUUUAUUUCCUGAGACCAACACGCGCUUGCUCUGUAAAUCAUCAUUUCCCAAACCAGCAAACUUCAACUUAAGUCUGUUUUAUGGAAUUGAAAAAAAAAAACAAAAAUAGCAAAGAACAAGCAAAAAGAUGCGAAUGGGUAUCUUUUGCUCAAACGUUCAAAUGAGCAGACGUAAAAGUCAAAAUGGAGAUUAGAAUCCAAAGCACAGUGUACUUUUUCUGCAUAUCCGGACACUUUUCUACUUGUCAUCCCGCUCCUUCCCAAUUUGUUUUGGGAAUAAGACAAUAUUUGGGCUCAGCGUGCGAGUCUUGCUUCUUUCUUCUCAUUUUUGGACUGAUUUGCAAAGUUGUGGUACCAUACCUCAGCCUGGCGGGCAGGUGUCAUUUAUUCUGGCGUAAAGGAAAACACUGAACGGCUAAAAAAAAGAAGAAGAAAUCAUUGCACUGUGAGUAGUCAAGUACAGGCCGUGUCCUAUUUGCACAUUUCAAAAGGCGGCCCUGUGCUUUGGGAUUAGUGGGAAGGAUUUUUGGAUUCAUGUAUUCUAAAAUAGACAAAACACCUCGCACGUGUCGAACCAGUGGCUGGCGUGUUGGACCUUUGCUUUUAUGAGACCCAGGACUCAUCUGAGGCUAUUUAUUCCGGGUCGCACACUGAACGAGCACUAACAGUAAUAAUAACCUCACGCUCCCCGAGUGUUGUCUCACGGCUGCAAGGUCACGGACGGAACCGGGGGGUGGGGGCGGGGGGUGUGGGUGUACAGUCAUCCCUCGAAUUUUGCGGUUUCGCUCUAUCACGCUUUUUCAAACAUAGUAUAUGAAUGAAAAAAUGGUGGCUGCUUUAAAGACGUACUAUUAGUCCAACAUUUUUUUGCCUAAAUGAAGCUUUUUCAAGCAUCAAAUGAAGUCAAAUAAGGUGCAUGCAAAUAUGCUGAGAUGAUAUGACGUAUUCCACACUGGUCACUAGGUGGCACUAAUGUUACUGCGAGACACACAAGCACCAGACUUGGUGCCAUCGCAACAGGCUUCCAUUGCAGGUCUGAAUGAUCUUACAACGGGAAAAAUAAUCCACGGAUGUGGACUCAUGUCACGCGACUUGGACUAGGGUCAGACUUGAGUCACAAUUUUCACGACUUGUAGCCACCUCGGACUUUGACAUCAAUACCUCUGGACGUGACUCGGACUGUAGUUUGAUGACUUGAAGAUACGUGAUACGUAUUUUCAGGCUAACAUGGUCGUUGUGUCAAGACAGCAAAUUAGAAUGCAUUGAUUACCGGUCGGCUGCACGGGGGACAAGUGGUUAGCACGCAGACCUCACAGCUAGGAGACAUGGGUUCAAUCCCACCCUCGGCCAUCUCUGUGUGGAGUUUGCAUGUUCUCCCCGUGCAUGCGUGGGUUUUCUCCGGGUACUCCGGUUUCCUCCCACAUUCCAAAAACAUGCUAGGUUAAUUGGCCACUCCAAAUUGUCCAUAGGUAUGAAUGUGAGUGUGAAUGGUUGUUUGUCUAUAUGUGCCCUGUGAUUGGCUGGCCACCAGUCCAAGGUGUACCCCGCCUCUCGCCCGAAGACAGUUGGGAUAGGCUCCAGCACCCCUGCGACCCUCGUGAGGAAAAGUACAAAAUGAAUGAAUGAUGGAAUUAAUGAUUACCGGCCAAUCAGGUUUAAGUACAAACAAGGAAUGUGUGGCUUACAUAAAUCCUCAAAGCUCGAUUUCCAAAAUAAAAGAAUUGAAAAUGCAUCUAUUGUAUUCGCCCAAUAAAAUAGUCGUUCAAAUUGAUUUGAUUUGUUAAACACCAAAUACUGUCUGACUCCAAAAUGUCAAGCUUAUGACUUCAGACCUGAGACUGACUUUAAGAUGAAAGACCUCUGCAGUAAUCCCUCAUAAAAGUCCUGAAUUCAAACACGGGCUGCUGUUGGCGCGCUAAAAACUCGAUUCGAUUAACCGUGAUAAACGAGGGAUGACUGUACAGUGCCUGACAAAAGUCUUGCUGCGUAUCCGAUGCUGCAGGAACGGCCAGCCCAACCAGACAUGAACAUUACUGGUGAAGGAUGAAGGAGGCUUUCAAGAUGAAAGUCAAGAAUCUUGAUGAAGUCUGGGACUGGGAAUCAUGCAAUAUCGAUCGAAUAUCGAUCAUGCAUCAUCGAUAUUCAUUCUUCCGGCCAUGGCACCCUGACCUUACCUUCGGGUGGGUUUGUGUUUUUAAAGGAAAAUAUCAUUUGGACUUUUGUCCAAGUACAAUCUGACCUUCCUGUCCUGAUGAAAUGAUGAAACUCGAUAAACGAGGCAAGACUUUAUUUUAAUUUAGAGGCUUUUGCUUUUCAUAUAAGCGCUUCCUGAAUCCAAAUAUUUGUUUUUCCUACAACUUGGAUAAGAAACAAGACUUUAGUCAGGCACGUCAUUCUGCUGCGUAGUAUGGAUGUUUUGACCUUUCACCCCCUUUCAUUUGCUUUUGGCAAACAACCAGGUCAAGAAAUAUGCUGGAUACUUUGAAGGUAUGGAGUUGUGAUAUGAAAAAUGUAAUUGUAAUGUUCACAUGUAAAAAAAAAAAAAAAACAGAAAAAAAAGAAAAAAGAUGCUUCUUUGCUGAUUUGCAGUUGAAUUUUGUUGUGGUUUCUAUAUGAAUACUAAUUGUACUAUACUAUUAAAAUGUACUGUGCAUCCAUUGCUUUCUCUCGCCAUCCUCUGAGGAUCUUUUGUUGCUCAUUCAUGUAUUUCAUGGCUGUGUAAAGAAAUAACGUGUAAACACAGUGCUGUCUUUGCUCGUGCGUCAUUGUUGUUCUCCCUCUGCGCUACCUCUCCACCCUCCUCCUCCUCUUCCUCCCCCCCCCGUCCACCCUUCUCUAAGUGCAAGUAGGUGUUCUGUAGCGCUCAUGAAUUAAUAUGAUAGUGGUAGUGACUGUAGUGGACGUAGGACCAGUCCAGAUAUACGCUAGACCUUUCUCUCGGUGACCAUCUUCAAACUUGGACCUUUUUGUUCUUCUUCUCGUUUAUUCGUCGCCUCUCUCGCACAUGUGGUUUUCAGCAAACCAAAGCUCUCGUGGAUGGACGAAAGAGAGAAAGCCUUUGCUGGGAGGUGGAAUUGUACACAAGGCAUUAUUUGGCUAUCCCACCCUUGAAUGUUUUUAAAGGGGUGUGCCAUACUACCUUAAAUGCUAAUGCUAGAUAUGCAAAAUGUUUGUUUUUCUACAGAAGGACACACGCUAUCAUCACAUGACAAGGCAGUUAUUAUUACAUGGGCAUUAUUGUGAGGCGUGACGUAGUGUGAGUCCAGCCGCGGUCCUCCCACUGGAACAGCAGCGCUUACGUUUUGCAGACUUUAUUAGUGAGGAGGCCUUUAUUCAAAUGUGAGAAGGAACACAGAAUGAGGACCGAGCGGGCAAAGUGACGUCCGUUUCAGUUUGCACGGGUUUCUUCGCAUCUUUUCAGCCCAGUUCUCAUUGUUUGAGAGUCCCGACGGUCUUUUGUACCCGUUAGAAUACGACAGUUACACAGCGAGAACUCAGUUGACGUUAUGAACCGUUCCAACUCCGAGUGAAAUGUGGCCAAUCAAUUAUUGCCAUAAGAUUUAUUGUAAAUACAAUUCAUCCGUUCCGAUUUGUAUCGUUUUCCAUGCAUGACACAAUUGUAAAUGCACAUUCAUGAAAGGGAUUCAUGUGGCAGCGUUAUCUAGUCCUUUUUGCAGAGUUAUUCCUGAAAUGCUGUCGUGUUUCUCACCUCGAGUCACUGCUUUUCUUUUCAUCGUGGCUGCAAAAUACGCCACAGUGGAGCCAAAGAAAGUCGAGAGUGCCAGCAUUUUGAUAAAGAAUGUGAGAAACAUGAUUUCAUUCAAGAAAUAUCUCAUAGCAAACCAGGAAGGUGGUUUCACUUACGUUUUCAAUGAAGUUAAGUUAAGUUUUCAUUUUAUGGCUUGUAGUGUAAAUGCAGCUAUUAGACCAGGGUUCAAUUCCACUCUCUGGGAGUUUGCAUGUUCUCCCUGUGCAUGCGUGGGUUUUCUUUGGUUUCCUCCCACAUUCCAAAAACAUGCUAGGUUAAUUGGCGACUCCAAAUUGUCCAUAGGUAUGAAUGUGAGUGUGAAUGGUUGUUUGUCUAUAUGUGCCCUGUGAUUGGCUGGCCACCAGUCCAGGGUGUACCCCGCCUCUCGCCCGAAGACAGCUGGGAUAGGCUCCAGCACCCCCGUGAAAAUGAAUGAAUUAAUGUAGUGUAACUGUUAGCAAAGAACUACUCCUGUUCACAAAUACUGUAUAACUAAAAACAUGUUUGGAGAUAAAAAUACAUAGUAGAACUGUGGACAAAAAGCACGCUAAACGUUCCAUACUAAUUGUGAAACUAUAAAACUGUUUUAUAUUCACAUUUGUGCAAUUCACAAUGUGCAACUGAAAGAGUUAGCAAAGAACGACAAAUCAGCAGCUAGUAAGAGGCUAACAAGGAUUCAUUCAUUCAUUCAUUCAUUCAUUUUUUACCGCUUAUCCUCACAAGGGUUGCAGG
Doryrhamphus excisus (bluestripe pipefish) is the source of this 6629-nucleotide messenger RNA. It is a transcript of the gene msi2b, whose product is annotated as musashi RNA-binding protein 2b. Gene Ontology annotation, molecular function: mRNA binding. Gene Ontology annotation, cellular component: cytoplasm. Gene Ontology annotation, biological process: regulation of translation; central nervous system development. NCBI's taxonomy places the organism in Eukaryota, Metazoa, Chordata, Actinopteri, Syngnathiformes, Syngnathidae. The record is from RefSeq and is a predicted model, not a curated record.